Echinops telfairi (small Madagascar hedgehog) is the source of this 707-nucleotide messenger RNA. RefSeq names its product translocase of outer mitochondrial membrane 20 (gene TOMM20). Lineage: Eukaryota; Metazoa; Chordata; Mammalia; Afrosoricida; Tenrecidae. The transcript is spliced from 5 exons. Gene Ontology annotation, molecular function: transmembrane protein transporter activity. Gene Ontology annotation, biological process: protein targeting; protein import into mitochondrial matrix; tRNA import into mitochondrion. The record is from RefSeq and is a predicted model, not a curated record. Gene Ontology annotation, cellular component: mitochondrial outer membrane translocase complex; mitochondrial outer membrane. The coding region runs from base 126 to 563 and encodes 145 amino acids.
GGUGUCUUUCAGCCGCCGGGAGCAAGGUUUGAGCUGGGUCCUUCGUUUGAGUGAAGGUUGCCCCGCUCCACGGCUCCUUCAGGCCUCCUAUCCCCCACAGGCAACACUCCCGAGUCAAGGAAAGAAUGGUGGGGCGGAACAGCGCCAUUGCCGCCGGCGUAUGCGGGGCCCUUUUCAUCGGGUACUGCAUUUACUUCGACCGCAAGAGACGGAGUGACCCCAAUUUCAAGAACAGGCUGCGAGAGCGACGAAAGAAACAGAAGCUUGCCAAGGAGAGAGCUGGCCUUUCCAAGUUACCAGAUCUUAAAGAUGCUGAAGCUGUUCAGAAAUUCUUCCUUGAAGAGAUUCAGCUUGGUGAAGAGUUACUAGCUCAAGGUGAUUAUGAGAAGGGUGUGGACCAUUUGACAAAUGCAAUUGCUGUGUGUGGUCAGCCACAGCAGUUAUUGCAAGUGUUACAGCAAACUCUUCCACCACCAGUUUUCCAGAUGCUUCUGACUAAGCUCCCAACAAUUAGUCAGAGAAUUGUAAGUGCUCAGAGCUUGGCUGAAGAUGACGUGGAAUGAGAAACAAAUGUCAACACAAUAUGAAGUUACUUUAAAAAUUCUGAAGUUGGGAAAGAAGCAGCUCUUGGGAUAUAAAAACAAAUACAUGCUUGUUGUGGACUGUGUGCUAUACUGAAAUAUAAUGAAGUUAAUUUUUACAUUGUA